AUGCGCGAUGCUGUUAAGUACAAGUUUCAAGACAAGCCGUUACGAUUUCAGAACCCCUACGAGGUUUGCUAUGUGAAGGGUUAUAAAUCUCAGCCGCACGGUGCUAGUGGCCAAGGAACCCCCAGGAAGGAUCAGAGCUCGGAGGACUUGGACGCGGGGCUGGGGGGCAGAGGUUACUUGGUGAAAGCAGACCCGCCGUUUGCAAGCCGAGUAAAACGCCAGACGUCGGACCCACGCCAAAAAGGGGUGUUCUUAGAGAGUGGGGAUGGUCUCACCCACGCGGCGCGAAAGCCGGCUUCGCUCGCGGAUGUUCUGCUUGACCCACGGGGGUUGCUGCCACUGUUCCCCAUCCGUGAAAAUGGGGAGAACAAAGCUUUCUUCCAGCCUUUUGUCUGCUCGGUCUCUUUUAGCUUGCAGCUUUUAGCCGUAAUUUCCCUGCUCUCAAAGCCCUGGGAGAGCUCUGCUUCUUCCUGUGCCCCAGAUACAGGCAUCAAACGCUUUGAUCCUUAUCCUCAUUUCUCCCCCUACCCUGAGGAACAGCCUGGGGUAGCCUCACCGUGGGAUACAAGCCCACGCCCCGGCGCUGCUUCCCUGUCCUGUGUCUUGGGGGCAUUUUGUGUAUCUCAAACACGGAGCAGCGAGGUCGCGGCACCCGGGUCUCCGUGCGCCCCGGUGCGAGUCCCGGCAGGGCAGGGGCUGGGCCGCAUCCAGGGACGCCACGUCCUGACCCCCUGCUCAGCCGGGCAUGGCCUCAGCUGUCCCCGCUCGGCAGCUGGGCUCUCCGUCCCAGAGAGGCAUUGCAAGAUCAGACCGUGGAGCUGGGAGAGUUUAUUUGCCCCGAUUUGUUUGCAGUGGGGCUCAGCUAACCCUGAACCCGCCCUGUUUGGGGACUUGGGAUGGGGGGAGUUGGAGAAGAAGAGUUACCCCUCUUCUUCGCCCUCUCACUGCCAUCCUGUUCUCCUGCGGGGUUUGCGGGCUGCGUCUUCCAUGUGUGCCGGCUCGGAUAUUGGGAGCCCCUACCUCGCUCUUGGGUUGUGUGCCUGCAAGCUUUGGGUGGCAGCCCCCUUUCCCGCCCCGGUACAGCUGCCGUGGGCACUAAGGGGAAUUUUGUCCUCCGUUUCAGGCAAGUCCUGGAAGGCUCUGAGCCUCUCGCAGAAGCGACCCUACGUGGAGGAGGCCGAGCGGCUGCGGGUGAAGCACAUGCAAGAUUAUCCCAACUACAAAUACCGGCCCCGGCGGAAGAAGCAGGUCAAGCGGAUCUGCAAGCGGGUGGACCCCGGGUUUUUGCUGGGCAGCCUGACGCGGGACCAGAACGUGGUGCCGGAGAAGCAGCCCUGCGGCCGGGCCAGUGGGGAGAAAGAGGGGCCGGGUGAGUACCCGCCUCGCCGGGGGCCGGGCAGCGGCAGCAGCACCAGCGUGGACACCUACCCCUACGGGCUGCCCACCCCCCCGGAGAUGUCUCCGCUGGACGCCAUAGACCGCGAGCAGAGCUUCUUCUCCUCACCCUGCCCUGACGAGCAUCACCGUUCCCACCUUGCUGGAGCCACCUACUCCCCGGAGUACGCGGGCGGCUCCCUUCCGUGCAACCACCACCCUCUCAGCCCCAUGCCGCAGCCCACCACCUGCAUGAUCCCCCCAACCUCCAGCUGCCCUCCCCUUCCUCCUCCUCCUCCUCCCAGCUACUACACGCCUGCCUUCCCCUCCCUGCACCCCCCCAGCCUCCAUGCCCACCUGGGCCAGCUCUCCCCGCCGCCUGACCACCAUGGCUUUGACACCUUGGACCAGCUGAGCCAAGCCGAGCUCCUGGGGGAGAUGGACCGCAAUGAGUUCGACCAGUAUCUCAACAACCCCAGCCACGGCGACCACCACGGCGGGGUCUUGGUCAAUGGACACGCCCCGGCGGCUGGUGGCUCCCACGCCUCUGAGACCAGCCUCCUCUCUGUCCUUGCCGAUGCCACGGCCACCUACUACAAUAACUACAGCGUCUCCUAGACCCCCGGCCAGAGCCGCCUGGACCGGCCGAGGAAAGACCCGACACAGUAUUACGAGGCAUUGCUCCCCGGGGACAUCGCUCGCCGCCCCUCAGGGUGACCGAGUCCGAACCGUGAGGGUAGUGGAGUCUCCUCAGUGGCGUAGGUAAAGGAUUUCAGUCGUUGGCUCACCACCGGUGCAAAGCCUCGGGUGCCCUGCCCCAAACGGGGCCGGGGUGGAUUUCCCAAUGCCAAAGCCCUUUGGCCAAGUCCCUCUUCCAAAGCAGAGAUGCCCCUGGGAGCGCGGGAAGGCUGCCCUCCAUUUCGGGGCGCCCCCAGCUCUGCUUUGGAGUCGGGAGGAAGGCAGCAUCCUGCAAACGGCAGGGCUGAAGUCCUGGCAGGGCCAAAACCCCCUGGAAGGGGAAAAGGCAGGGAUGGGGGGAAAUGGGAAGAUUUUGGUAAAGGGGCGCACGGUCUACAAGCCGCUCUCGGCUCCUGGUAUCGGCGUUGCUGCAGCCGUCCUGACCUGCCUCACCGCACUGGCGGGGGUUAAACCUGCCUUGUCCCCCUGC
This is a messenger RNA of Pygoscelis adeliae (Adelie penguin), 2542 nucleotides long. It is a transcript of the gene SOX7, whose product is annotated as SRY (sex determining region Y)-box 7. NCBI's taxonomy places the organism in Eukaryota, Metazoa, Chordata, Aves, Sphenisciformes, Spheniscidae. Gene Ontology annotation, biological process: regulation of DNA-templated transcription; cell differentiation; anatomical structure morphogenesis. The record is from RefSeq and is a predicted model, not a curated record. Gene Ontology annotation, molecular function: DNA-binding transcription factor activity, RNA polymerase II-specific; RNA polymerase II cis-regulatory region sequence-specific DNA binding.